Messenger RNA from Phyllostomus hastatus (greater spear-nosed bat), 5354 nucleotides. RefSeq names its product neurite extension and migration factor (gene NEXMIF). Gene Ontology annotation, biological process: negative regulation of cell-matrix adhesion; negative regulation of cell-cell adhesion mediated by cadherin; negative regulation of cell adhesion mediated by integrin. Bases 312 to 4844 code for a protein of 1510 amino acids. The transcript has 6 exons. The record is from RefSeq and is a predicted model, not a curated record. Gene Ontology annotation, cellular component: nucleus. NCBI's taxonomy places the organism in Eukaryota, Metazoa, Chordata, Mammalia, Chiroptera, Phyllostomidae.
GCAGCAGUAGCAGCGGCGGCGGCUAGAGACACGGCGGUGGUGGCGGGAGCCCAGCUUUAACUGUGGCCGCGCUCACUCCAGCGCCCGCUGCCUGAGCCCGCCCGCGACGUGCACACAGGAGUCGGCCUGCGAGUGCAUGGCUGGAUGCUUUCUGGACAGGCUGUAUAUACAGAGUCUGGCUGAAGUAACGCCUGCAUGAGUGUGAUUGUUGCCUGGUAGUCAAGAAGACCACUAAAUCAGAAGCAAUCAUAACACAUUCUCUCUGUUGGACAACAUUUGGACUUGGAAUGAAACAAUAAGAGGUUACAUUCAUGGAUAACCAACAAGAUAAGGCUGUUGUUGCCUCAGCCAAUGGAGAAAACACUCUGAUUAAUGGGGUCAAAGAAAAUGAUUCAGACAACCAGGACAUGGCAAUGAAGUCAUUUGCAGCUCUAGAGGCUGCUGCACCUGUCCAGCCUAUACCAGUGGUUCAAAAAGAGACCCUGAUGUAUCCCAGGGGUCUCUUGCCCCUGCCCUCCAAGAAGCCCUGUAUGCAGAGCCCUCCCUCUCCUCUGGGCCUGAUUGAAGCACCUGAGCAUGCUGCUAAUAGUGCUUCUGUGAAUGCCAUCUCCCUUACAUCUGGUGUUGGAAAAGGCCUGAACACAUGGUCACUGCCGAAUGAGUGUGAGAAAGCUUCAUUUGCCAUAAUGGAGCCUGCAGGCAUGUCAGCUCUGAAUGGGGACUGCCUCAUGCAGCCAAGUCGGACUUGCUUGGGCUGCUUCAUGGAAUCCAAGGAUGCAGUAGAUCCUGAGCCAGGGAUCAGUUUAAAAGUUGGUGAUCUAAAUAGGGAUUACGAAACCUGUGCAGUCUCUGAUAUAGGGAUUCAGUGUAUUAAUGCUGGAGAAAACAUGAAAUAUGGAGAGCAGCUGCUCUCAGACCAGCUCCUGGGCUUCCCCCUACACAAAUCAAGGGUGGGAGAUAGACGAGAAGCUGAGAAACCUGACAUUGACUUGGAGGAUCCAGCUCAGAAAAGUUAUUAUGAGGCAUUACUGUUAGAUAAGUGCAACACGGAAGAGGCUUUACUGGCAAAUUCCAAUCAGGAUUGGGGUUACUUUGAGACUUUCAUUAGUGAGAGUAAAAUUGAACUACUUGACCUUUGUUCCAAGAAUGAGCUGUCUGUCAACCUAUUUUCUGAAGAAGAUGUGGAUAACUACAUGUUUGAUGAUGAUGAGUCAACACUAGGCAGUGAUGUCUGCUCCCUGAAAAUUCGAUAUGAGUCCUUUCAGGACAAUGUUCGAGACAAGACCACCCUUCUGAUGCAGGAGGAUGCCCAAUUCAACUUUUUUCCCAGUGUCUUUACUACCUGCCCCAAGCGGGAGUCUAAGAGUGGGACCCUGAAGCAGAGCAGCGAUCUUUCCCAAUUCAAGGUCCCUGAUAUGAGCAUCAUCUGGGGGGAAGAAGAUAAAAAUCUGGACAAGAAGAAGGGCAAAGAAGAAGGACAGGAAGACAAAGGUGUGGAGAAAAAAGAUGGAAAGGAUAAUGGAGAAAAAUCUGCCUUAAGUAAAUCAUGCAGUGGGACUGAGGGAGGGCAACUUAAGAAUCCAAAGCAGGGCCAUCUUGCCAAUUCCUUGGAGGCAUCAGGGAAUUUCAGUGAUGACAGUUCCUUCAUUGAGGUCUCUUAUGAUGCCAUGGGAGAGAUCAAAGACUGUACCCGCUAUAUGGCUCGGGACAAUAAUUCUGGCAGCUCCUCCUCCCAGCAGAACUAUGGGCUGCGAGCAAAGAGAAAAGUCAGGUACAGUGAAGAUUAUCUAUAUGAUGUUGACUCACUAGAGGGUGAAAAAGUAAAUGAGAGGAAGGAAUGGCUGCCAGGUGGUUCCAAAGAGGAAGAUGAUGAUGAAUGGUGUCCCAAAAAAAGAAGAAAAGUAACCCGUAAAGAGCCCCCUGUUAUUAUCAAAUACAUUAUCAUCAAUCGCUUUAAAGGUGAGAAGAACAUGCUGGUGAAGUUGGGUAGGGUGGAUGCUAGUGAGACAACAGUGAAUUUGAGUGAGCAUCAGCUAAACAAGUAUGCCAAGCUGGCACCCUUAAAGGGCUUCUGGCAGAAGAAGAAGAAGCAGAGAAACAGCAGCACAGAAUCCAACAAGACACACUUAUGCCCAAAGCAAAACUUUGAAUCAGGUAGCUUUGAGGUGUCAUUCCUGCCACCUACUCGCAAACGAAAAUCUAAACUUGGCAGCAGGCACAGAAUUCAAAGAAUCCCAUCCGUGGAAACUUCAGCAAGUGGUAAGCAAGUUUCAUUCUGCAAUGAUCAGAGGCAAGCUAGUAGUCAUAAGGAAGAUGGAAGCCUGAAAGGUACACUGAAAUCUCCUAACUGUGCAAAUGGAUCACAUUUAAAUGACAUCACAGGCCCAGACUCAGUGAAAUUCAAAUCUCAAGAUACAGAAUUUAAGGGGCCAGAGAGAAGAGUGCUCAACAAAAUCAAAUUUAAAAGUGAAGCCAGAUUAAAAUCUAAGAAACUCAAAGCUGGGCAAGAAAGCAAGCCAGUUGUUCAGAUGAGCCCUCUUUUGGAAGACCGAUCCUCCAAGGAUAAUUUAAACAAUGAAGCUGUUCCUGGGACCUCAAACAGUUCCCAUUUAUCUGAAUUUCAUGAAGCAAAGAUUGCUAAGAAUUCUACUUUCCUACCAACAACCUGCUCUUCUGAAAUGCCUCUAUCAUCUGCUAAUGUUGCCACCAAUAUACCUGUUAUACCUGGAGGGUACCUGCAGACAUUGUUAGAUGCUUCUGACUUGUCAAAUAAUACUGGUAUCUCAUACUUCGCUCAACAUUCUCCAGAACAAAAUGAAGGCAGCCUCACUCAAACAGAAAAAUCAUUUGCACCUCUCCAGCCUUCCCAGGACUGCGUGCUUUCCUCACCUUCUGAGUCUGAGCUACAGCAGUCAUCCCAAGAUUUCAAAAUGGAAUCAAGCGACUAUGAAAAUGUGUGGCCCAACAAGCCUGCUUCUAGUCCCCAGAAAUUCAUAGCUGAAGUCUCAAGUGAGACAGCUCCAAACCAAUCCAGUGAAUUUGGAGUCUCCCAGGUAGUGUCCAUGGAAAAUAAUCUCACAGCUACAACAUACAAUCCAAUCUGUCUCAAUAACAGUGGCAGUAGUUGCAGCAAGGUCCUGUAUGCCUCUGUGCAAGACACCCAUCUUGCAUCUGAUGACUCGUAUCAAUUGUGUCACUUUAAUAACGCAGAGAUCUGCUUUCCUUUCCAACAAGGCCCAGUCAAUAUAGAUGAUGGUCAACUCUUUAGCUUUGAUUCCAUGGCCCCACUCUCUGUCAAUUCAGGCAAUUAUUGCUCUUUAAGCUUGAAAUCCUGUGAAAAGGAUGGUGAUGAUGAUAUCACAGAUGACUUCCUGGCCCAUUGCAGCCCUAAGCUGGUGAUCCAGCAGAACACUGAUGAAAUAGCACCACUAAAGGAGUCCACUGACCUCCUGGAUAUCUCCAACUUCACUCCUGACAAAUUUCGCCACUCUUCUCUCUCAGAGCUGUCCCCACCUGACACCCCCAGUAUUUCCCCUCAAAUUACCAGAUGUGAGAGUACAAAGACAUUAGGAACACUGAAAGGGUUCCAAGAGGGUGUUCCAGGACCACUGGGCAAUAUGGAGAAGAUCAAGUGGGACUGCAGUACACUUUCACAGCAAGUCCAAGUGGAGGAAGGAUUUUCUUUAAAUGACCAUCAGUUUCAGUUCCAUAUGUUCAACGAUGAGGAUUCUGUCAGCCUGCUCCAAAAAACCCCUUGCUUAUCAACGUUUAAUGAUCCAUCUAGUCAAAUGAAUACAAACAACAAAGUUUCAAAAUCAAGAAAGAAAAGUUCACCCAACAAGAGUGGGGCUAUGAACCAAAGCUCUUCUCAGAAAAACACCAGGAAAAAAUCCCCCAAAGUCACCAACAAAGGGAUUGAAAAGCCAUCUGGUAAAACCUUCCGCCAGGUCCCUAAGUCAACAAAGAAAGGGAAAUACAUGGCUGCAAUCAAUGGAGAGAAAAUACAAACUGACAUUGGCCACGGGGGAGGUCAAAUCAACAACAUAUCCUCCACAGGGAAGACACUGACUGAAUGUAUCCAACAUGGUGAUCCUGGGGCCUCUAUGAAGAUGACAAGUCAGAAGGGACUUUCUGGAGAUUGGGCUUUGGGGAAAGACAGCAGCCCAGGCUGGAGCGACAUGAGCAUGGGCACCAACACCAACAACCUGCUAGAUGAUGACCAGCGGGAAUUUCAGGAGCCUUCCUAUAUCUUGUCCAACAUUGCCUCUGGUAUGGCAGAUGUGCAGAGAUUCAUGAUGGCCUCCAUAGAGCCCCUUUGGGAACCAAUGCAGCACCAUGGGGACCCCAACAUAUUAUAUUCCCCUGAGUCCAAUAGUCUAAAAUUAAAAACACUCAAAAUAUUGGCUGGGACACCACAGGAAUCUAAGAAAAAAGUCAACAAUGGGUCACCAGGAGUCACUAAGAAUCACAGGUCCGUCAAGGGUGUGAGUAAAAGCAAUGGGAAAGCAGCAAUAGGUGAUCCUGGUCGUGCAAACAUGCCUGGUUAUAACGAGGACUCUCGCUCUGCCUUCUUUGAUAAAAAGUAUAAUAACCUGAGCACUUUAGGCAAUAAUGGACCUACACACAAAAAGUUAUAUCGUCACAAAUCCAGCUCCAAGGCCUUGAGAGAUGAGAAGUGUAAGGGAAAGCGCAUGGAGCGAGAACAGGUCCACAAGGAUGAGGCUGGGACAGCUUCUUUUGAAAAACUGAGGGAUUCCGACUACAAUCUCCUAAAAGCAGAAACAGCAUUUUGGGUUUUACCUGUAUUUGAAGAAGAGGCUCGCAUUUUCCAGAAAGACAUUUGAUGUUUGUAUUUUAUUUCUUUCAAAAUAUGCCUUGUGGUAUGUAUGUUGACAUGUAAGUGCUUAAAGAAAAGAGUUUUUAAGUGUGGGAAUAAGUCUUUGGAAACAAACUUUAAUCUGAUAUUCUAUGUAAAAGACUUUAAAAGUCACACAGUUGCACAAGUAGUUUAUGCACUAUUUACCCAAGGGGAAAAAAAGGAAAACAUUGUGCCAAACUACAAACAAGUGACUCUAUUGUAUAUAUUUUUACUUCUAUAUCAACAUUUGGUUGUGAGUAUUUGGGGAGCUUGUCCCUGUCGAUUUACUAGAAACAUUCCAGUGACUCUUGCUAUUAACCACCCCCACCUUAUGUGGAUAGCACCUAUAGAUCACAGUGAAAAAUAUGUUGUGCUACAUAAUUUACCAAAACUUAAAGGAUACUGUUUGAAAUGUGCCAAAUUUCUUUACCUCAUCUCACAGAUUCACCCCACAGUUUAAAGAUCAUUAAUAAAUUUUAAAAUAUAUAUAUAUAUA